Molecule: messenger RNA, 1092 nt
Organism: Procambarus clarkii (red swamp crayfish)
Lineage: Eukaryota; Metazoa; Arthropoda; Malacostraca; Decapoda; Cambaridae
Source: RefSeq, a predicted model, not a curated record
AUGUAUUAUACAUCAUUUGGGACGUCUGGAAGGCCGCGAAAAUGGGAAGAGAAUGAUGAAGAGAAUGAGAAACAAAAGGACGAGGAGGAGGAGGAGGAGGAGGAGGAAGAAAAGGCAGAGAUACAUAGAGAAGCAUCUGGAAGCAUCCAAAAUGAAUCAAGAAGAGACUCACAACAGUUUGUUUACAAAGCAGUUUACAUCUACGGUCAGCCAGUUACACAGUUAGUAAUGCUGCUCCCAACCCACCCAACUGGCCGGCAACUCUACAGUCAUGUGCAGGCUGCACCUACGGACAAAUUUCUCAAUCACUCCAUUGAUGAACUUCAGUGGACACAGACCACUGUUCCUUUAGGCUAUAUGACUGGUAUUCGCACAUCCACCCUUCCCGCUGGUUCGGUGGUGUGGGCCUCCACACAGCCAUCCUCAUCACUCUACCAGCAUCCCCGUUCCCUCUCAGCAUCUGCCGAUCAGGUUAAGGUAGUCUUCUUUAAUAGCACCCAUUAUGGUGAAGCUCCAGCAGACCCAGAACCCCCACCUGGUCCAGCAGACCCAGAACCCCCACCUGGACCAGCAGACCCAGAACCCCCACCUGGUCCAGCAGACUCAGAACCCCCACCUGGACCAGCAGACCCAGAACCCCCACCUGGACCAGCAGACCCAGAACCCCCACCUGGACCAGCAGACCCAGAACCCCCACCUGGUCCAGCAGACCCAGAACCAUAUGUUAAGCGGCUUGUGGACGUACUGGGAGACGUUGGACAGCUUGAAGACGUACUGGGAGAAGUAGGAAAGCUUGUGGGCGUACUGGGAGAUGCUGGACAGCUUGAAGACGUACUGGGAGAUGUAGGAAAGCUUGUGGACGUACUGGGAGAUGUAGGAAAGCGUGUGGACGUACUGGGAGAUGCUGGAAAGCUUGUGGACGUAUUGGGAAACGUUGGAGAGCUUGAAGACGUACUGGGAGAUGUAGGAAAGCUUAUGGACGUACUAGGAGACGUUGGAGAAGGUGGAAGACAGGCACCAGAUGGCUUGCUGCUGAGUUCCAGAAAGGACCAGAAAAGGACUGUCGACAGUGUCUCACAUCGACCUCGGUAA